ACCAUUCAUUCUUGACCGCGGAUCUGAAUUUUUUUUCCAGAACUGAUAACAUAACAAACCCUAAAAGACAUGUCACCAAAUACCAUCUCGCGUAUAUAAAGGUGGAGCUAGAUCUCAUAUUCUAGGCCUCCGCGGCGUAGCAGCGAAACCCUAACUUUCAGAGGUAAGUAAAAAAUGGCGGUGCCGUUGCUCUCUAAGAAGAUCGUGAAGAAGAGAGUCAAGAAGUUUAAGAGGCCACAGAGUGACCGCAAGAUCUCUGUCAAGGAAAACUGGCGUAGACCAAAGGGUAUUGAUUCUAGAGUUCGUAGAAAGUUCAAGGGAUGUACUCUGAUGCCCAAUAUUGGCUAUGGCUCUGACAAAAAGACUCGCCAUUAUCUUCCAAAUGGCUUCAAGAAAUUUGUGGUCCACAAUGUCCAAGAACUUGAACUCUUGAUGAUGCAUAACAGGACUUACUGUGCUGAAAUUGCACAUGAUGUCUCCACAAAGAAGAGAAAAGAAAUUGUGGAGCGAGCUGCCCAGCUUGAUGUUGUUGUAACCAACAAGCUUGCUAGGUUGCGCAGCCAGGAAGAUGAAUGAGCUGAGCCUAGAAAUUUUGGUUGUGUAGGAGUGAGAAUGGUCUAGUUUGCUUGUCAGUUUUGGAUGUUUUCUUCUUAUAAUCAAUGUAAACUUGGGUGAUUUAUAUCAUAAUAUGGAAUAUUCUUGUUAUUCA
Messenger RNA from Ricinus communis (castor bean), 709 nucleotides. RefSeq names its product 60S ribosomal protein L32-1. The transcript is spliced from 4 exons. Lineage: Eukaryota; Viridiplantae; Streptophyta; Magnoliopsida; Malpighiales; Euphorbiaceae. The record is from RefSeq and is a predicted model, not a curated record. Gene Ontology annotation, cellular component: ribosome; cytosolic large ribosomal subunit. Gene Ontology annotation, molecular function: structural constituent of ribosome. The coding region runs from base 175 to 576 and encodes 133 amino acids. Gene Ontology annotation, biological process: translation.